Messenger RNA from Manacus vitellinus (golden-collared manakin), 635 nucleotides. RefSeq names its product actin-like protein 7A. The record is from RefSeq and is a predicted model, not a curated record. NCBI's taxonomy places the organism in Eukaryota, Metazoa, Chordata, Aves, Passeriformes, Pipridae.
AUGAAGGAAACAAAAGCAGCAUUUGUAGACAUUGGCACAGGUUAUUCAUGUGGCUUUGCAGGGAAGCUAUGGCCUUCCCACAUCCUCUCAUGCACAGCUGGUAAGCCCAUACAGGAGACUGAGAUAAGACAUGGCAGUGGUGGACUGAAACUGUCCCAAGAUACUUUGGAGUGUAUUUUGCAGGUGAAGAUUCAGCUGGAGGACUAUGCCACGCUGUUCUGGUGUCAGUGUCCAAUUACUGAUAAGGAGAGAGAUGAUGAGAUGAAGUUUGAAGAAUCUGCUGUCCUUGUUGCCCACCAGUCUUAUUUAUCCAUGUACUCUUAUGGAAAAACCUCAGCUCUUGUGGUGGAAAGGGGCCAUGGCACUCUGCAUGUGUCUCCCCAUCCAUGAAGGUUAUGUUACAUGUAGCAUCACUGAGAUUAUGGUAGCUUAGAUGUCACAUGUUAUCUGGUAAAGUUACUAAAUGUGUAGUCACAGUACUUGACAACAGCCUGAAGUCAUCCCCACACCACCCAGACAGGCCACAUAACUCAGAACAGCUGGAAACAAGAGGCACUCCAAUGCUUCACCCUGACAAAGGAGUGUUUUACCAUUCCACUCGAACAAGCCCAAGCCAGCACAACACACAGGGCACA